CCUUUUGCCAGCCCGGUCCAGCGCCUGCCCUCCCUGCGCCUUUUGCGGUGUGCCUGUGAACCUGCAAACCUACACAAUCCUCACCACCCUCGCUCCUCGACCCUCGACUCUCAAUCCUCAAUCAACUAGUCUUGACACCUCUCGUUGACGAUUUUCUUGCCAUCUUGCUCUGCACGAACCGCACUGGACUGCAUGCUUCGUGUAACAAACCGCUUCCAUCUCCAUUGUUUUGAUCUCGCCCAACUCCGUUGUCAACACGGGGAAUUCUUCUUUGUUUGCGGCUGGCAACAAACCACCCUCACCAGUCCUCCGUUGCCCUUUGUUUUGACCACACCGACGACCAGACCCAGAAACCCUCGUUCAAGUCAACCCAUGUUAAUGUCCUAAUUCAACUAGAACCACUGCCAACUAACCGUCAAAGUGGCAGCGACUACCGUGACUGUUUCGCCAGUCAUGGCAAACUCUUUUGCUACGGCAUGGCGCUCUUUCUGGCAUACCAUGACCUCCAAUGACCGCCAUGCCUCCCACGACUCUCCCUACCGGACCGGUCAACAUGUCCCUGUCGGACAAAGUCGACAUGCCCCCCUGACGUCCGUCGCAACCAGUGCCAUUGAGUCGCACCAGGAUCUCUCCCAGACAUACCACGACGAAUCCAAACGACCUUCAGUCUCGUCAACCCAAUUAGCCCAGUCACCUGCCAGACCAUACUCACCGGGCAUGCGCUCCGUAUCAUCUCCCAAGCGUGCUGGAACCGAGGAGGUGGUGUCCCCAGGCGAGAUCCAAAUGCAGAACUUUGCCGACGGUGCACCUCCACCCCCUCCUGUGUCUCACUCCUGGAAGAAGAUCGACCGCUGGGCUGAGAAGAACUAUCCGGAGCUUUGGGACCAGCUGGGCGAGGGGUGUACGCAGAAUGACAUCAACGAGCUGGAGCAUGAGCUGAACAUGUCAUUACCGCAAGACGUCCGCGAGUCCCUCGCCAUUCAUGAUGGUCAAGAACGCGGUGGCAGACCAACUGGUAUCAUUUUUGGCUGUAUGCUGCUCGACUGUGAAGAAAUUGUGCAGGAAUGGAAGAAUUGGCAGGUUGUCAACGAGGAGUAUCUGAGCGGUGCCCGGAAACCCUCGUACAGCUCCAAAGGUCUCAGUAACAGCGCUUCCUCGUCAAGCCAGGCCAAUGGCAAUCGCUUCUGGCGACAAGAAUUGCUCGAUCGACAAGAGUCACAACCCCCUAACGCCAUCCAGAAAGCAUAUGCUCAUCCCAGCUGGAUUGCCCUAGCCAGAGAUUGGGGCGGUAACAAUAUUGCCAUCGAUCUGGCACCGGGACCAAUGGGCAAAUGGGGCCAAGUCAUUCUUUUUGGAAGAGACUACGAUUGUAAAUAUGUCGUUGCACGGUCGUGGGCGCACUUUCUGGCCACCGUGGCAGACGACCUGAGCAGCGAGAAAGUCUUUGUCGACGAGGAAACCGGCGAGCUGAAACUGAAGGAAUUCAAGACUGAGUCAGUCGAACCCGGUUAUAUGGAUAUUUUGCGCUGGCGAGCAGACCAGAAAUAUGGACGGAGAGGACCGAAACGGAGAUCCCAACCACCAGGAUUAAACAACAACAGCUCAGUGGCGCAGAACGGCCGGCAUUCCCCCUACAACAGUCCCGUCGUUGGUGAGGAUAGAGGUCGAUCACCUCACCGUUUUUCACGGGGACCUACGGGUAGCCCCAGGCACACAGUCAGCAGUCCUCUUGCACGAGUUCAAGAGGAAAUUGCCCAACCGCAAGCCAUUCGUCCCGGUGGAGAUGUAGUACGGGACUUCGCUGAAGCGGCAGAGGAUUCUGUCAGUGAAGGCAAGAAACGAGCAGCUCCCACGCCCAUCGAUUCACAAGUGGCGACUGCCACCAAGCAAGCUGGAGAUAAACUUGUCGAUGUCUCGACGCCCGCGUCAUUGAAGAGCGCAGACUCGAAGGACUUCCCCGCUACUCGACUCACCCGAGUCCUGACAGCUGGCAACAACGAAACCCAGGACGACAAACCGAAGGAACCAGAACCCGAAGUUAAGGGCUUGGGGGUCAACGGGAUCGAGGGAGAAAUGAAGACGGUGGCGAUUUAAUCAUCCUAUCUUGUAUUUUUGUUUUUGACAACGGCCUGAGUCGGUAUAAAUGACCCCAAACAUCGCCUGGAUAUGGCGUUCUGGGGCACAUGGAGCAUUGAAUGCAAGCAUCAACAGACUUAUUCAUCAUGGAAGGCGCGCUUUUACUACACAGCCCCGGCGUCUCUGGCUUUUAUUGUCGAAAGCUAUCCCUUUUUGGCAAACUCUCUGGGUGGGAUCAGGUGGAAGGGACAUGGCUUAUUGUAUGGGUAGAGUUGAUAUUCCAAUUGGCGGCAACCGAUAUUGCGGACGGGCGACUGAGCAAGAAGUUCGACGUCUCCUCCAGAGAGAACACGGCGCUGCGCCCCGAUCACUAAACAUACCAUGUAGAAAAGAAGUGGGCGGAUAUCCAGCUGAUUGGAAGGGGGAGAGAAGAGCACGUCCAAGGGGAGAAGCAUCCGGGGUGGACAGUGUACGGACUACGUUGAAAGGACUGGAAACAGAGAAGACUUGAAGGCAAUCCAAACAGACUCUAUUGCAUUCCCUUCGAUCCACAGUUUCCCUUGAUUGCGCCCUGCCCUCAAGUCGACAGAUUC
Cladophialophora immunda is the source of this 2669-nucleotide messenger RNA. RefSeq lists its product as uncharacterized. Gene Ontology annotation, biological process: cell wall biogenesis; regulation of fungal-type cell wall biogenesis. Bases 454 to 2094 code for a protein of 546 amino acids. Gene Ontology annotation, cellular component: mating projection tip. NCBI's taxonomy places the organism in Eukaryota, Fungi, Ascomycota, Eurotiomycetes, Chaetothyriales, Herpotrichiellaceae. The record is from RefSeq and is a predicted model, not a curated record. The transcript is spliced from 2 exons.